Messenger RNA from Bactrocera oleae (olive fruit fly), 3359 nucleotides. Its product is annotated as uro-adherence factor A. The record is from RefSeq and is a predicted model, not a curated record. Lineage: Eukaryota; Metazoa; Arthropoda; Insecta; Diptera; Tephritidae.
UAUGGCAACCUAACGACUACUUAAACCAUAUGUUUUGUUUAUUUACAACAUAUUCAUUAAAAAUUAAUGAAACCGAAAAACAAAUUUUACUUAAACAGCUAAAAUUUGCAAACAAAUAACAAUGAGUGAGGAUAUAUCGAAUACAACAAACAUAUUCAAUACAAAGUUAACUAAGCAAGGAACCGUGCAUAGUGAAAAAGGCAAAUUAUUAAGAUUUGAAGAAAUUAAUAUUCCAAUAGGCCAAACCAGUGGAAUAAAGCCAUCACCCACCGCGACAGGAAAGAACGCUUGGAUUAGCAAAGCCCAUAUCACUACAAACGCAUGCCUGAGUAAAUCACGACUUACAAACAAGGAAUAUAUGACAACACAAAAAGUAUAUGAUGUGCUCAAAGAACCUGACGAUUAUAGCCCAUUUGGGUGUGCGCUAUCUCUAAAACCAAAUAAUAUGAAAUGUACAAAUAAAAGCGUUCUUCUUAAUUUCCCACCGUUACUUAAUAUCCCGAUAAAGAAACAACUUGCAACAAAUAGUAAUGAGGCGGCGCUUCGUUCUAAACCUAAAGUUGCAGUAAAAAUUUCCAACGAAGAUGCAUCGCCUGCUGCCCCGAAAACUGCGUCAGUUGAUGAUACAACAACUACAAGUCCAACAAUAAUGAGACCAACUGCAGCGGUUUCUAUAACAAAGCCAACGGGGUUGACCGAAAGUUUGAUGAUUUCUGUAGUAAAGCCAUUGGAAGUUGACCGCGAUACCGUACAGACUCCAACUACAAGUGCAACAAUUAUGAGACCAACUGCAGCGGUUUCUUUAACAAAGCCAACAGAGUUGAACGAAAGCCUGAUGAUAUCUGUGGUAAAGCCAUUGGAAAUUGACCGCGAUACCGAACAGACUCCAACUACAAGUCCAACAAUAAUGAAACCAACUGCAACGGUUUCUAUAACAAAGCCAACGGAGUUGACCGAAAGCCUGAUUAAGCCAAUGGAAAUUGACCGCGCUGCCGCAGAGACUCCAACAAUAAUGAGACCAACUGCAGCGGUUUCUAUAACAAAGCCAACAGAGUUGAACGAAAGCUUGAUGAUUUCUGUGGUUAAGCCAUUGGAAAUUGACCGCGAUACCGUACAGACUCCAACUACAAGUCCAACAAUAAUGAAACCAACUGCAGCGGUUUUUAUAACAAAGCCAACAGAGUUGAACGAAAGCUUGAUGAUUUCUGUGGUAAAGCCAAUGGAAAUUGACCGCGAUGUCGCACAGACUCCAGAAACAACAGCAACGACGUCAGAAAUUACUUCAGGAAUGUUUUCUGCCGCUACAAUAACAACGGCAGAAAUUGAAAAUUUGAAAUCAAUUACAACAAAAACAACAGUAACAGAAAUUGAAAGUUCCAGCUGUAAUACCACAUCAAAAGCUAGCAUGGAAAAAUUAGCAGCAGAAAAAAAUGAAAAGGCAACUACUAAGAUCAUACCAAUUUUAGCUCCGUCAGCUUAUACAACUAAAUCAUUGGCCGUUAAUAAUAUUAUGGAAAAGGCAAAAUCAAACAAAAAAUCCGUCAUGCGUUCAGUGCAUAUUCCACUUUCGAUUGCUUCGCAGGCACACAAAUCGCUAGCUAUUAAGGCAACUAAAACGCCAAUUCAUCCGUUAAGCAAAUCCCGUAAUUGCGUUUUAUUUACAAAUAAAUCAAACACAACUACUAAAAGUAACGGCAUUUUUAAAUUUAUUCCGAAAAACCCUUGGCCUAUGAAAUAUAUACCCGAUAAACGCGAUGACUCGAACACAAACGAUUCCAAUAGUAAUGACACACUUAGUAGCAAGGAAUCAGAAAAUGUGACUACAAAAGGGAAAGAAGUUUUGGUCAUAACAACGGACAUCAACACAAACAAAACGGCCGUUAAUAUACCAGUAGUGCCACUGGUAGGAAAACGAAAAUAUACUGAUCCAGCUACAAUGCCGAUACUUUCCUUUUCGUAUCAGAAAUCGCUUUCGGAAUAUAUUCGAAAAGCAAAGGAAUUUCACAAACGCGCCAAAAUGGAAAAAACAGAAGCUUCAGCGGCAACUGAUAAUUCGAAGAGUAUUGAAGAACAAAGUGUGAAAAAUAUGAUUUCAACCGACAUGGACGGUGCAAAUACUAAAGAUGGUAGCGGUAACAACGAUAAUGCGAAUAUGAAUGGUUACGAUGAAUCUAAUCUUACACAAGGUGAAACCACUGAAGAACGGCAAAACCAGUUAACGGCAAUAAUGAAUGAAGAGUCGAAAAAUGUCGAACCUCCAAAGAAAGAAAAAGGUACAGGUACAACUAAAGAUUUAGAUAAACAGAGAGAUAUAGAAAAAAUUGAAAGCUUAGAAAAGGUGAAAGAUAUGGAAUCGACAAGCCUAGAUAACCCAAAAAAUUUGAAAUCGACCGAAGGCACAGAAACAAUAACUGACGUGGAAUCAACGCCAAGCAUAGAUAAAUUAACAAAUAUUGAAUUGGACCAGAACACAGAAACCCUAGAAAUCGAAUCAAGUGAAGGCAGAGAUAACGUAAAAGAAGUGGAGUCAGCCGAAGAUACAAAAAAGCUAAAAGAUAUCGAAUCAGCGGAAGGCAUAAAUAACGCAAUGGAAGUGGAUUUAGCCGAUGACACCAAAAGCGUAAAGAAUAUCAAUUCAGCUGAAGCCAGAAAUAACACGAAAGAUAUGGAAUCGACGGUAGGUAUCGAAAACCUAAGAGAUGCGGAAUCAGCCGAAAAGACAAAAGACCUAAAUGUUAUGGAUGCAGCAGAUGGCACGAUAAAUCUAAAAGAUAUUGAAUCAGCUAAAUUUAUAGAUAGCCUAAUAGAUUUGGAAACAACGGAAAGUGCAGAUAACCUCAAAGAUGUGGGAUCAACCGGAAGUUCAAAAGACCUAAAGAACAUCGAAACAACUGAAAACACAAUAAACCUAAAAGAUGUGGAAUUAACCGAGAGGACAGAAAACUUUACGUAUAUGGAAUCAACUGAAUGUGCAGAUAAUCGAAAAAAUAUUGCCACAACAGCAGAUAUGGGUAACCAAAUAGAUAUUGAAUCUGAUUUAUUUACCUUUGAAAUAUUCAACAAUGUCAGUGGUAUUAGUAAUACAAGCACCCGCAAUGAGCGUACCCAAACAAAGGACAGCACAAUAAAGAUUCUGAAAAAUAUUUUUGAAUUGAAAGAAAAAGUUAAACAACAAGCGGAAGAAAUAAUAUCGCUAAAAGCUGCGAUGAAAUUGUUAAAAACACCAAAUAUGUUGAGUAGACCUUAAUUAAUACGUUAAUAUUAUAUGAUUAUUAAUAUUAUGUGAUUACAACUAAAGAACGUGUAAAGAAAUGUUUGAAAUAUUUGUAUUCAAAUAAAAAUAAUUUUGUAAAAAAAUA